Messenger RNA from Brugia malayi, 567 nucleotides. It is a transcript of the gene Bma-mev-1, whose product is annotated as Succinate dehydrogenase cytochrome b560 subunit, mitochondrialprecursor, putative. Gene Ontology annotation, biological process: mitochondrial electron transport, succinate to ubiquinone; tricarboxylic acid cycle. The transcript has 3 exons. The record is from RefSeq and is a predicted model, not a curated record. Lineage: Eukaryota; Metazoa; Nematoda; Chromadorea; Rhabditida; Onchocercidae. The coding region runs from base 1 to 567 and encodes 188 amino acids. Gene Ontology annotation, molecular function: electron transfer activity; succinate dehydrogenase activity. Gene Ontology annotation, cellular component: membrane.
AUGUUGUUUCAGAUGAAGAAUGCUGCAUUCUGCCGCGCUUUGUCUCAAAAUGUUCAGACCUUACGAUUGUUGAGUACCAGUGUUCCGCAACAGUCUAUCAAAACUCCAAUUCAGGAAUGGGGUUGGAAUUACCUUUUGCGACAACGGGCUUUGAAGCGACCGAUCAGCCCACAUCUUGCGGUAUAUAAACCACAGGUCACAUGGAUGGUUUCCGGAUUUCAUCGUAUGACAGGAUGUGCUAUGGCUGGUACUCUGUUGAUUGGUGGUGUCGGUUUUGCUCUGUUGCCAUUGAACUUCACCACUUUCAUUGAUUUUAUUCGUGGUCUUGGGUUACCGUGGGUUAUAACUGAUAUUUUUAAAUUUAUCAUUGCUUAUCCUAUCGCUUUUCAUUCGUUGAACGGUAUCCGUUUCAUUGCAUUCGAUUUGGCUCUGGGAACAGAUAUUGCUUCAGUAUAUACCAGUGGUUAUUUGGUUCUUUCGUUAGCAGCACUGAUUGCGUUAGCAGUUGUAGUGGCACCUCGACUGAAGCAAGAAGAUUAUGUUGUCGUUGAUAUACCAAAAAAAUGA